ACCACUUGUUGCCGGCGCCAGUGCCAGCUUGUUGCCAACGUCGCCCGAACCACACUUCGUACGAAUCAGGAUGGUGCGUGCAAGCUGCCUGUUAGCGAGCUGCGUGCUCAUGACUCUGCUCCUCAUUAUGCCCGCCUCUGCAUACCCCAGGUAUCCGAGCAACUACUUCCGUGAAGACAUUCAAUACGAACCAGAAGAGAUCAUGGACAUGCUGAACCGCCUCGGAAACCUCAUCCAGAUGGAACGCAAAAUGGAAAACUAUAAAGAAGACAUUACUAGCGAGAAACGAGCCCUUGAUCUUGGCCUCAGCCGUGGAUACUCUGGUGCCCUUCAAGCUAAGCACCUCAUGGGACUGGCAGCAGCCAACUACGCCGGAGGCCCAGGAAGGAGGCGACGAGAUGCCCACUAAAUUUAGGAUAAACCACCCGAAUACUGCACUGAGGUGGACUAACAGAUCCAUGAACCACAUCUCUAUGCAGUACCUUCAUACGCUUAUCCAUCAGUCUGGCUGGCUCCAUUGGACAACUAAGUCAUCCAUUAUACUAUAGCAUAUAGUCAAAUUUAUUCAAAUUAACGCUUAACGUGAUAUAUUUCUAGUCAGUUUUUAUAACAUCCAUGUUGUAAUUAUGUAUUUUUAAAUGGAUUAUAUUGUCUGUUAUGCGCUUAGCGAUGCAUUCCCAGUGAUAGAUACCUGGUGGUAACCAAGAGAUAAAGAAAUUGUUAUAUCUAUACUUGUCAGUAGAGUAGCCUAAACAAAUACUUCUACUAUAUUUUAGAAUGACUUCUAUAAAUCGAUUCUUCUGAUAUAAUUUGUGUAUUUCCAAACGAUCUCAAUUUUGACCCUGUAGUAAAAGUUUUUAUGAAAAACGAAAAGUAUAUUUGACUGAUUUUGAUACAUUUCUACGAGUCUGAUGUUGUACCUAAACCUAUUCUAGUCAUCACUAGUCAUUUCGUAUGUUAGAUUCCUUCUUCAUAUUUCAUUCCAUUUCGGUGUCAGUAUUCCUUCAGUAUUAAAAAUAUCAUUACUUAAAUAUCUUUCAAGUUGUAAGAUUUAAUCACGAAUGUCUUAAAAACGCUUAAUAUUUAUUGUAAAUUAGAUCCUACAGUACUUCUUAAGAUCCCAGCUGUAUCAACUAGAUUCAAUGUUACAAUUCCUAUGUAUGUACGUGGCAAACUAGUAAAUAGAUAAAAUGUAAGUGAUAAAUACCUCCUGUCUAGAGUUUAUUGUUAAAAAUAAAGAGAUAUUCAUAUUUAUAUAAAUGUGUUUACAUUAAUGCUUCAUGUUAUAUCUACUUAUGUCUAUG
Molecule: messenger RNA, 1304 nt
Organism: Spodoptera litura
Lineage: Eukaryota; Metazoa; Arthropoda; Insecta; Lepidoptera; Noctuidae
Gene: Dh31
Product: diuretic hormone class 2
Biological process (GO): body fluid secretion
Molecular function (GO): G protein-coupled receptor binding; diuretic hormone activity
Source: RefSeq, a predicted model, not a curated record